GACCACUGCCUCUAAAAUGAGUCUCUUUGGGGAGAGAGAGGACAGGACCACUGACUCUAAAAUGACUCAAGACACCAGUUCAAAGUGUGUCCAGAAGCCCAGAGCAGAGUCACCUACAACCAGCCUGCUAUCAAUGAAGAGUGAUCAGCCACCUACUUUCAGCCAGGAACCAUUACCAGAUGACAAUAAGGAAGUGGAGAGUUUGGACAGUGAGGAUGCAUUAAAGAUCACACACAACCUUCUGGACAGAAGAAGUCAAACUCUGCUGACAGUCCAACAAGCCAUUAAGGCUAAACUGAAACACAAGUAUCAACACAUAUCUGAAGGAAAUGGACACCAUGGAAAUCAAAGUUUGUUCAAGGACAUCUACACAGACCUCUACAUCACAGAGGGUGGAAGUGGAGGGCUCAAUAAUGAACAUGAGGUUAGACAGAUAGAGAUCGUAUCCAAGAAACGAACCACACAAGAGACAUCAAUCAAAUGCAACGACAUCUUCAAGCCUUUACCUGGACAAGACAAACCUAUCAGAACUGUGCUGACCAAAGGAAUCGCAGGCAUUGGAAAAACAGUCUCUGUGCAGAAGUUCAUCCUUGAUUGGGCAGAGGGAAAAGCAAAUCAGGACGUUCAUUUCAUGUUUCCUCUUCCUUUCCGUGAUCUAAACCUGAAAAAGGACCAAUACAGUCUGAUGCAACUUCUUUCCCACUACUUCCCAGAGCUGAAAGAAAUUGACAGCAUUGAAGAUGGUGAAACCAACACAGUUUUCAUUUUUGAUGGUCUGGAUGAGUGUCGUCUUCCUCUAGACUUCACAAACAAUGAGAAGUGCUGUGAUGUCACGAAGCCAACCUCAGUGGACGUGCUGCUGAUAAACCUCAUCAAGGGGAAUCUGCUUCCCUCUGCUCUCCUCUGGAUAACCUCACGGCCUGCAGCAGCCAAUCAGAUCCCUCCUGAGUGUGUUGACCAGGUGACAGAGGUACGAGGGUUCAAUGAUCCACAGAAGGAGGAGUAUUUCAGGAAGAAAAUCACAGAUCAGAAUCUGGCCAAUGAAAUCAUCAAACACAUGAAGACAUCAAGGAGCCUCCACAUCAUGUGCCACAUGCCAGUGUUCUGUUGGAUAUCAGCCACUGUCCUUGAGAUGAUGCUGAAAGAGGCAGAGAAGGAUGAAGUCCCCAAAACUCUGACCCAGAUGUACUCACACUUCAUGAUCCAAAUCAUUAUGAAGAACAGGAAGUACAACAAAGCCACAGAGACAAACCCAAAGGAACUGUCUCAGUCAGACAAAGAGAUGAUCCUGAAACUGGCCAAGCUGGCUUUCCAACAGCUGCAGAAGGGCAACCUGAUCUCCUAUGAGGAGGACCUGAGAGAGUGUGGCCUUGAUGUCACAGAGGCAUCAGAGUACUCAGCAUUGUGUACAGAGAUCUUUAAAGAGGAAUCUGGGCUGUACCAAGAGAAGGUCUACAGCUUUGUGCAUCUGAGCAUUCAGGAGUUUCUAGCAGCAGUGCAUGCUUUAGAAUCAUGUCUGGGCAAGAAGGAAAAUGUUUUCUACCCCAAAGCAGUCACUAAGGGUCAAGAUUAUUAUGAAAACAGCCGAUUCAAAUUCUGGUCAUGCAAGUUGAAGCCUGACAAGUUGACGUCAAUCGAUGAUAAUGAUUCCGAUGAUGAUGAUUCCGAUGAAGACAAAAAGGAUGACAAUGGUGAAGAGGAGUCAAUCCAGUUGUCUGACUUACACAGGAGAGCAGUGGACCAGGCCUUGAAGAGUGAGAUUGGACACCUGGACCUGUUCCUCUGCUUCCUUCUGGGUCUCUCACUUGCGUCCAAUCAGAAUCUGUUACGAGGCCUUCUGACACAGACAGGAUGUACCACACAGACCAAUGAGGAAACAGUUGAGAGAACAGUCAGGUACCUUACAGACAACAUCAACCAGGAAUCCUCACCAGAAAGGAUCAUCAACUUGUUCCACUGUCUGAAUGAACUUGGUGCCAACUCUCUAGUUGAAGACAUGCAGACCUCCCUGCGUUCAGGAACUCUUUCAGAAACAGAGCUAGAACCUGACCAAUGUUCAGCCCUGGCCUACCUGUUACUGAUGUCAGAGGAGGUGCUGGAGGAGUUUGACCUGAAGACAUACAACACAUCAGAGGAAGGUUAUCAGAGGUUGCUGCCAGUAGUGAAAACCUGCAAGCGAGCACUACUGGAUCACUGUAAGCUCACAUAUAAAUCCUGUGAGACUCUGACCUCAGCUCUGCAGACACCAAACUUCCCCCUGAGAGAACUGGACCUCAGCUACAAUGACCUGGGAGACAGAGGAGUGGAGCUGCUCUGUGUUGGACUAACCAGUCCACUCUGCAACAUACAGACACUAGUUCUCGGUCAGUGUGGUCUAACAGAGGGUUGCUGUUCUGAUCUGGCCUCAGUCCUGAGUUCACCCAGCUCACAACUGAAACAACUGGAGCUGAGAGACAAUGACCUGCAGGACUCAGGAGUUACACUGCUGUCUGCUGGACUGGAGGAUCCAGACUGUAAACUACACACACUGGGGCUGUCUGGCUGUCUGGUCACAGAGGAGGGCUGUGCUGCUCUGUCUUCAGCUCUGAGGUCAAACCCCUCCCACCUGAAAGAGCUGGACCUGAGCUACAAUCACCCAGGAGACUCUGCAGGGGGACUGCUUUCAGCUGCUCUGUCUUCAGCUCUGAGGUCAAACCCCUCCCACCUGAAAGAGCUGGACCUGAGCUACAAUCACCCAGGAGACUCUGCAGGGAGACUGCUUUCAGCUGCUCUGGUAGAUCCCACAUAUAAACUGAAUGUGGAUCAUGGUGGAGAGUGCAGGCUGAAAUCAGGGCUGAGGAAAUAUGCCUGUCAUCUCACCCUGGACCCAAAUACAGUAAACCCACACCUGACACUGUCUGAGGGGAACAGGAAGGUGACACGGGUGGUGGAGAAGCAGCAUUAUGAAGACCAUCCAGACAGAUUUGAUUGUCAUUGCCAAGUUGUCUGCAGUGAAGUCAUUUCUGGAGGUCGUUAUUACUGGGAGGUGGAGAGGGAUGGUGACAUGGCUGACAUUGGUGUGGUGUACAAAGGAAUGAAGAGGAAGGGACGGGAGGAUGACAGUUGGAUUGGACUCAAUAGGAAGUCCUGGUGUUUAUACUGCUAUGAUAGUGCUUAUGAAUUUAUCCAUGCUGGAGUCAGCAGAUCCAUCUCUGGUCAUUAUUCUCACAGAGUUGGAGUAUAUCUGGACUGGUCAGCUGGUACUUUGUCCUUCUAUAGUGUGUCCUCCUCUGGUACACUGACACACCUUCACACAGAACACACCACAUUCACUGAACCCCUCUAUCCUGGAUUUGGGGUUUACUCCUCCUCCUCAGUGACCCUGUGUCAGAUAGAUGACCAACACAUUCAGAGAAACCAUGGUGGAGAGAGUUGGACCAAGCCUGGACCUGAGAACACCAGAGACCAUGGUGGAGAGAGUUGGACCAAGCCUGGACCUGAGAACACCAGAGACCAUGGUGGAGAGAGUUGGACCAAGCCUGGACCUGAGAACACCAGAGACCAUCGUGGAAAGAGUUGGACCAAGCCUGGACCUGAGAACACCAGAGACCAUGGUGGAGAGAGUUGGACCAAGCCUGGACCUGAGAACACCAGAGACCAUUGUGGAGAGAGUUGGACCAAGCCUGGACCUGAGGACACCAGAGACCAUGGUGGAGAGAGUUGGAUCAAGCCUGGACCUGAGAACACCAGAGACCAUGGUGGAGAGUGUUGUAUCAAGCCUGGACCUGAGGACACCAGAGACCAUGGUGGAGAGAGUUGGACCAAGCCUGGACCUGAGAACACCAGAGACCAUGGUGGAGAGUUUUGGAUCAAACCUGGACCUGAGGACACCAGAGACCAUGGUGGAGAGAGUUGGAUCAAGCCUGGACCUGAGGACACCAGAGACCAUGGUGGAGAGUGUUGUAUCAAGCCUGGACCUGAGGACACCAGAGACCAUGGUGGAGAGUGUUGUAUCAAGCCUGGACCUGAGGACACCAGAGACCAUGGUGGGGAAAGUUGUAUCAAGCCUGGACCUGAGAAAUGGAUUCCUCAGACCUGUAAGACUUGUGAACAUGUUGAGGACUCCACGCACUGGCUUCAGAUUGAACCCUUGACUUCCACUGUCCAGGGAGGGACAAUGUUCAGACACAGGACACCCAAAGGGAGUUAUGAGUGCACAGUGUCUGGGCUCCGCUGGCUGUGUGAGAGAGAUGUCAUUCUGAAGUAUCACUUCAGGAACUGGGAACCCUACACUCAACUUAUGAAAGACAUGCAGUACACACAAGGUGGUCCAUUGCUGGACAUCACUAUGGAGUUAGGUGAACUGGAGGAAGUUCAUCUGCCACACUGUGUCUGUUUAGGGACCAACCCUUCCCUGAGGAAUGAGAUGAAGAUUCUUCAUGUAGAGGAACAUGGAGUGUCUUUAGAGGAAGUGCAUGAGGUCACCAGAUUCCAUGCUAAGAUUCUCCAUCCCAAGUUCUCAGCUAUCUCUGUUAUACUGAGAUUACUGUCUUGGAACGUAGAUGUCCACUGUGAGCUGAUGCUUUAUCUGACAGUGAUAAAGGAAAAACUAAUUCAACGCCUAUACCUGUUUCCCAGUGACCCCGGCCAGAUACAGGCUGUGGAACAACAGGAAUCAAAGUUUCAAGGGUCUAAAAGGAUUCCCAUCACAAGACCAGAGCGGUCCUUCAAACUGAAGAGUUCCUUCAGACUGAACAUUCCCUGUUCUACCUCCAUCAAUCCACCGAGGAUUCAUCUCAUACAUAGAGUCACCACACCAAGCUUUUUCAAGGUGGAUAUGGAAAUUAGAGGGAUUGAGAUGGAGUUAAUCGGUGACGAUGAGAGGAUAGUAUGGAAAGAAACUCUACAAAAAUAUGAAUUCAUCACUGAAACCCAUUCAACUCGUGCUGUGUUGGGGGCAGGAGGUCCGGCUGAGAUCAGUCUGACUGGUUCUGCAGAGCAGCAGCUGCGUUCUGUACGGACAGAGUUUGUGAAACGAGUAUCAGGACCUGUCCUGGAUGGUCUGCUGGACAGACUCCUGCAACACACAGUCAUCAACCAGGAGGAAAUGGAGUCAGUGAAGGUGAUCGCUGAGAGGGCAGAGAAGGCACGUGACAUCAUCGACAUGGUGUUGAGAAAAGGAACUGAGUCAAGUUGCAGGAUGAUCAACUUAUUUGGGGAACUGGACCCCUGUCUUUGUUCACAGCUUCAGAUCAACAGUGUUGGGGUACCAACCUAAUGGUAGAAUGGAUAGUAACAGUGUUGGGGUACCAACCUAAUGGUAGAAUGGAUAGUAACAGUGUUGGGGUACCAACCUAAUGGUAGAAUGGAUAGUAACAGUGUUGGGGUAUCAACCUAAUGGUAG
Oncorhynchus gorbuscha (pink salmon) is the source of this 5383-nucleotide messenger RNA. RefSeq lists its product as uncharacterized. The record is from RefSeq and is a predicted model, not a curated record. Gene Ontology annotation, biological process: regulation of apoptotic process. The transcript is spliced from 17 exons. Lineage: Eukaryota; Metazoa; Chordata; Actinopteri; Salmoniformes; Salmonidae. Gene Ontology annotation, molecular function: protein binding. The coding region runs from base 17 to 5257 and encodes 1746 amino acids.